Fusarium keratoplasticum is the source of this 1083-nucleotide messenger RNA. RefSeq lists its product as uncharacterized. Gene Ontology annotation, molecular function: oxidoreductase activity, acting on the CH-OH group of donors, NAD or NADP as acceptor; NAD binding. The transcript has 2 exons. Lineage: Eukaryota; Fungi; Ascomycota; Sordariomycetes; Hypocreales; Nectriaceae. The record is from RefSeq and is a predicted model, not a curated record. The coding region runs from base 1 to 1083 and encodes 360 amino acids.
AUGGCUCCGAUUAAAGUGGCCAUCCUGGACGACUACCAAGGUCUUGCAGACCCCUACUUUGAAAAGUUGGACUCGGCAAAGUACGACGUCGUCUCCAUCAAGGACACGCUGCUGCCCUACAACCACCCGGAUAAUCCGCAGUCGGGCAAGGAUGCGCUGGUUCAGAGGCUCCAGCCAUUCGACGUGAUCUGCUGCAUGCGAGAGCGCACGCCCUUCCCCGCCGAGCUGAUCGCCCGCCUGCCAGCACUCAAGCUCCUGCUCUCAACGGGCCUGCGCAACCGAUCCCUGGACCUGGCGGCGUUCAAAGAACGUGGGAUCCCAGUUGCUGGCACGGUGGAUAAACUCCGAGCAGACACCAAGACGGUUGGGACCGACAGCACCACGCAGCACUGCGUCACCCUGAUCCUUGCACUCGCUCGAGGUGUCGCCCGGGAUGACGCCGCCGUCAAAGACGGAGCCUGGCAGACGGGUUUCGCAACUGGGCUCUCGGGAAAGACGUUGGGCGUCGUCGGACUCGGCCGAUUGGGGGCCAACGUCGCGAGGAUCAUGACCGUCGCGUUCGGCAUGAAGGUUAUUGCGUGGAGCACCAACCUCACCCAGGACGCGGCAGAUGAGAAGGCCAGGGAGGCCGGCCUUGCUGUGGAAGACCGGGACGGCGUCAAGACCUUCAAGGCAGUCAGUCGGGACGAGCUGUUUAGCAGCGCAGACGUGAUCUCACUUCAUGUCGUGCUCUCUGACAGGUCACGGGGCAUGAUAACCUCGCAGGACUUGGCCAAGAUGAAGAGAUCGUCAUUUUUCGUCAACACAUCGCGGGGCCCCCUCGUCGUGGAACGAGAUCUCCUCGACCACCUCAAGGCAGGGAGAAUCCGAGGCGCCGCGCUCGACGUCUUCGACCCCGAGCCUCUCCCGGCCGAUAGCGAGUGGCGGAGCAAGACCUGGGGCCGCGACGGAUCGAGCCAGGUGCUUCUGACACCUCACAUGGGAUACGUAGAGGAGGGGACGUUGGGGUCUUGGUAUGAGCAGCAAGUUGAGAACAUUGAGCGGUGGGCCGCCAAAGAGUCCUUGCAGAACGAGUUGGCAUAA